GAGCCAUCUACAUUGACAGCGUUUCCCUAAUCUGAUUCGAAUACCUUGGGGAGCUGGGCUGCUCGGUUUUUUCUUUUUUCUUAUUUCUUUCUAUUUAUAAUACACAUUACAGUAUUAUCCGUCCAAAUGGCCGAAGACAUGGAAAUGGUAAAACCGCUGUGCGGUGGCGGAAAAGAAGCGGGUGAAUACGAUGUUGGCCUACAUGCUGUCGGCUUAUUUCUGGUAUUGGGAGCCUCAAUUUUCGGGGCUGGUUUUCCUGUUGCCGCGAAGAAGCUGAAGUGGCUCAAGGUACCUGAGAAGGUUUUCUUUGCUUGCAAACACUUUGGUACUGGCGUGCUGAUUGCGACCGCCUUCGUUCAUCUGCUUCCUACUGCUUUUGGCAGUCUUUCUGAUCCAUGCCUUCCGGACCUCUUCACCAAGGACUAUCCUCCUAUACCCGGGGCCAUCAUGAUGGCGUCUCUGUUCUCUUUGUUCGUUAUUGAACUAUGGCUUAACAGCAAAAUGGGCGGUCAUUCUCAUGGCGGUGCAAAAGGCUUCGAGGUCAGCAUGACUCCAGAGCAGAUGGCUAGAAUGGCAGGUAUCAAGCAACAACAGGCCGGCGCACCCCCGCGGCCCGCUCGCCCAGCAAGUGUAGAGUCGUACGAUACUAUCGCUUUUGAAAAGAAGCUAGCUCGAGCGAGAGAAGCUGAAGUAUCCGAUAACCCAAAAGCAAAUCCUUUUGAUGACAUGGACCAGAUGGAUGCCGCGCCUUCUACGAUGCCACCAUGGUUCGUCGUAUUUUACGAGCAGUAUGUUCGCCAACGUAUGGAGAUGUUGUCCUUGAUAAGGCAGUCUGGGCUUCCAGCUCCUAAGCAAGAGUCCAUCGUGAUUGCGGAGCCAAUGUUUGAUGUCGAAGGCCAGAGCGUUGACCCUUUGGUAUACAAGAAAAUGUCCAUGAAUAUCACACUUCUGGAAGGUGGUAUCUUGUUCCACUCUGUCUUCGUUGGUAUGACAGUCUCAAUUACUGUUGAGGGUUUCGUCAUCCUCCUUGUCGCCAUUCUCUUCCAUCAAAUGUUCGAAGGUCUCGGUCUCGGUUCACGUAUCGCUGCUGUUCCUUAUCCCAAAGGCAGUAUCAAGCCAUGGUUACUUGUUGUUGCCUUUGGUACAACGGCACCCAUUGGACAAGCUAUCGGUCUUCUUGCUCGCAAUAGCUACGAUCCGAACAGUGCAUUCGGUUUGAUAAUUGUUGGUGUUUUUAAUGCCAUCUCUUCCGGUCUUUUGAUUUACGCCGCUACGGUUGAUUUGCUUGCGGAGGAUUUCCUUUCGGAAGAAGCACAGCACACACUAACUAAGAAAGACAAGAUCACUGCUUUCAGCUGGGUCCUGGUUGGAGCCGCUGGUAUGUCUAUUGUUGGCGCAUUCGCCUAACAAAUUGAAAGGUCUGACUCGAUUUACCCCUGGGCGGAAUCCAGCGACAAACAACAAGAUUCCAAUCGGGACGUUGUAACAAUCACACGAGCUUUUUACCACUGGACUCAUGAUGAUUGAUUACUAUAGACUGGCAAUUAAACCGCUCACGAACAACUCAACCUUCCCAACCUUCUACUAGUCUACACCAUUCCGCAUCGGCUUACAC
Messenger RNA from Truncatella angustata, 1615 nucleotides. RefSeq names its product Zinc/iron permease. Gene Ontology annotation, molecular function: zinc ion transmembrane transporter activity. Lineage: Eukaryota; Fungi; Ascomycota; Sordariomycetes; Amphisphaeriales; Sporocadaceae. Gene Ontology annotation, biological process: zinc ion transmembrane transport. Gene Ontology annotation, cellular component: plasma membrane. The record is from RefSeq and is a predicted model, not a curated record. Bases 127 to 1407 code for a protein of 426 amino acids. The transcript has 5 exons.